Molecule: messenger RNA, 403 nt
Organism: Staurois parvus
Lineage: Eukaryota; Metazoa; Chordata; Amphibia; Anura; Ranidae
Source: the annotation of a GenBank genome assembly
CAGAGAGUUGGCGACUUCUGUGCACUGUAUGCUUCAGCAUGCACUGACCCCGCUCUGUGGCCUACCAUUUCGUGGUUGAGUUGCUGUUGUUCCCAGUUGCUUCCACUUUGCUAUAAUACCACUAACUGUGGAAUAUUUAGUAGCAAGGAAAUUUCAUGGAUGGACUUAUUGCACAGGUGGCAACCUAUCACGCUUGAAUUCACUGAGCUCCUAACAGCAACCCAUUCUUUCACAAAUGUUUGUAGAAGUAGUCUGCAUGCUUAGUCACUUGAUUUUAUACACCUGUGGCCAUGCGGGUGAUUGGAACACCUGAAUCCAAUGAUUUGGAAGGGCGUCCAAAUACUUUUGGUAAUAUAGUGUAUGUGAAUAGUUUAGUGUCAAUAGCCUGGAUACACAUGCACUU